CGCCUGGGUUUGCCUCGUAAGCUUUACUGUGUAGGCACCGCUGAACCUAUGUCCGGCCCUUGUUGCCUGUUUGGUAGAUCAGAAAAUCGCCCGCUGUUCCUUUGAUGUUUCUGUCUGGGUUGCUCCUAUGCUUUGGGCAUGCAGUGAGUUAUGUGGCGUUUAUUUCCUCGCAGAAACUGAAUGCGAAACUGAAUGCGAAACUGAACGCUACUGUGUGUCCUCGUGCUCCUUCGCGCCGCAGGCUCACAAUACCGGGACGUCACUGCUGGCCCCGUCGGCGGCUGCGCAUCUGCGGGACGAGGCUGUUCGGGGCUUUGCCUACGCCUAAUCUAUAAGAACCUAGGGACUGCUACAAAAGGCCCACUUGUCUACCCUUCAGUCGACUUUAUGUUCGCUGAAUGUUCCGAACGUCGCAUCUUCG
Parathielavia appendiculata is the source of this 421-nucleotide messenger RNA. RefSeq lists its product as uncharacterized. The coding region runs from base 105 to 335 and encodes 76 amino acids. NCBI's taxonomy places the organism in Eukaryota, Fungi, Ascomycota, Sordariomycetes, Sordariales, Chaetomiaceae. The record is from RefSeq and is a predicted model, not a curated record. The transcript has a single exon.